Messenger RNA from Mauremys mutica (yellowpond turtle), 1266 nucleotides. RefSeq names its product biogenesis of lysosomal organelles complex 1 subunit 3 (gene BLOC1S3). The coding region runs from base 250 to 819 and encodes 189 amino acids. Lineage: Eukaryota; Metazoa; Chordata; Testudines; Geoemydidae. The transcript is spliced from 2 exons. Gene Ontology annotation, cellular component: BLOC-1 complex. The record is from RefSeq and is a predicted model, not a curated record.
AGCCUUGUCCCCUGCCCAGCGCUCCCUCUCACCGCCCCCCCCAUCCCCUCACCGCACACAGCGCAUGCGCCAUCUCCAUGUGCAGCGCCUGGAACAGCGGCGAGUCAGCCAUAGCCGCAGUCGCGACUUCCGGGAUUGGACACCAUGUGACUGAUCAGGUGACCUGCCUGCUGCGGGAUCAGGUGACCUGGACUCGGUCCCUGCCGUUCCUGUUCCGCCUCCGCGACCGCGGGUGGCUGACGCCCAAGGAUGGCAGCGCCCCAGUACAAAGCAGUGGUGCAAGGGGAAGCAUCUGAGACCGAUUCCGAUGAAGAAGUUUAUCUGUCGUCCGUUCCCCAGGCCUCCUUUCCCAGCCUCUCUGGUGUGAAAGUCCUCGGGGAAGCGUCUGAGACAGAUGACGAAGACGAAGGGAGCCCAAGUGGGCACAAAGUCAGGUCUAAGCUAGUCGACCUGGACCUGCCUCCCCUGAUUGUCAUCAGGAAGGAGGAGCCAAGGUCUCCCGUGGGAGUAGAAGAGAAGCCCGCCCUUCGUAUCCAGCACCAGGGGCGCUAUAGCACCUUGCUGCAACAGAAGCUGAUUGAGAGCAAUGCCCGCUUGUGCUACGACGUCAGCAGCACCAUCAAGCAGGUGUAUCAAAUGGCCACCAAGGAACUCGGCACCAUCACUGCACAGCUCAGCAACUCGCAGAGCGGCAUCAUCAAUGCCUCGCACAAUAUCCGCCUCGUUCUGGAUGACUUGCAAGCUGUGGCUGACAAGAUGGACAUCGUCACCAGCUGCAACCUGCUGCCUGAUAUCCAGAUGGAGCUGCCUCCUGCAUAACCUACCCCUUCUCUUGGAACUAGGGGAUCUGAGCUACCCCGCUCCGUUGGCAGCUUGGAGUGCUGGGUUGGUUGGUUACUGAUGGGUACUGGCUUGUCACAAGGAGGGGAUGUGGAGGAAUAUCAAAUGGAGCUGCUUUAGCCCUGAAGGGUCUUUGUAGUUUUGAUGAUGACAAUACUGCCCAGCUAGUCCCAAGCGAAUUAAUGACCAAGAUCUCAGGGAACACCACUCCCAGCAUGCACAAAGGUCUCAUGCAACUGCUGCUUAAUAGAACUGCUGUUAACAUUAUCAUGUGGCUGGAGCUAAUCCCAAGAAAUAAGUGCAGUGAGUGCGCUGUCAGGCCUGUGCUUUAGGGUAACACUUUCGGAGUAGUAUGCCCAGCACGUGUCUGAAGGCCAAGGACAGUGCCUGUCCCGUAGCUGAUGUAAGUAAACAGCUCCAAGCAUG